Dendrobium catenatum is the source of this 1660-nucleotide messenger RNA. Its product is annotated as UDP-galactose transporter 1. The record is from RefSeq and is a predicted model, not a curated record. The coding region runs from base 375 to 1394 and encodes 339 amino acids. NCBI's taxonomy places the organism in Eukaryota, Viridiplantae, Streptophyta, Magnoliopsida, Asparagales, Orchidaceae. The transcript has 5 exons. Gene Ontology annotation, cellular component: Golgi apparatus. Gene Ontology annotation, molecular function: antiporter activity.
AGUCAUAUAAACGCAACAGUUUUUUCUCAUCACCCCUUCACUCUUCAGCUGUGGCGUCCCCCAGUUCCGCUCUAUAAUCUUCUACGGCGCUCUUCGAUGGCUGCGCUGGCCUCAUCUGAUCGCCGCUGCCGUCUCCGCCUCCGGUAGCGCUGUACUCUGCUCUUCACACGCUGUAAAAACAAUCGUCAAUUCCUUUUCUCUUAGAAAGGUCAUGCUUAGAAAGGUCAUGAGGAAAGGAAAGGGAUCUCAGACAGUUUCGUUUUAGAUCAUUAAUUACCGUUCUUAAAAAACAUCGGUGCACAAGAGGGUUUGGCUUUGUUCGUUCUCCUAUUUUUUUGGCCGUCUUUCCCGCGUGUUCCCUUCGUGGGUUAGACAUGGAGGAGAGUUUGGCGUGCAAUUGGGGUGCCUUCCGUGCCAUACUCGCCAUUCUACAGUGGUGGGGAUUCAACGUCACUGUGAUCAUAAUGAACAAGUGGAUCUUCCAGAACCUGGACUUCAAAUUUCCUCUUACGGUGUCAUGUGUUCACUUCAUAUGCUCUGCUGUUGGUGCAUAUAUUGCUAUAAGGGUUCUUAAGGUCAAGCCACUUAUCCAAGUUGAUCCUGAAGAUAGAUGGAAAAGAAUUUUUCCUAUGUCAUUUGUGUUCUGUAUAAACAUUGUUUUGGGGAAUGUAAGCCUGCGAUAUAUUCCAGUUUCUUUCAUGCAGACAAUAAAAUCAUUUACUCCUGCUACAACAGUUAUUUUGCAGUGGUUGAUAUGGAGGAAGUACUUUGAAUGGCGCAUAUGGACUUCUUUGAUUCCUAUUGUUGGGGGAAUUCUUUUAACAUCUGUAACAGAGCUCAGCUUCAAUAUUUUUGGAUUUUGUGCUGCCAUGUUUGGUUGCUUGGCUACUUCCACAAAGACAAUUCUUGCGGAGUCCCUACUUCAUGGAUAUAAGUUUGAUAGCAUAAACACGGUGUACUACAUGGCACCCUUUGCAACCAUGAUAUUAGCGCUGCCAGCGGUGGUGCUUGAAGGAAGCGGGGCAAUCAACUGGUUCUACACCCACCCAUCUAUUCAUUCGGCAAUAAUCAUUAUUCUUACCUCAGGCAUAUUAGCCUUUUGUCUCAACUUCUCAAUCUUUUAUGUGAUCCAUUCCACCAAUGCAGUCACCUUCAAUGUUGCUGGGAAUCUGAAGGUUGCCGUUGCUAUUUUGAUUUCAUGGUUAAUCUUCAGAAACCCAAUUUCUGCCAUGAAUGCUGUCGGCUGUGUUGUGACGCUCUCAGGUUGCACAUUUUAUGGGUAUGUAAGGCAUAAACUAUCUCAGCAACAGCCAGGAACACCCCGAACUCCAUGCAACCCUCGAACUAAAAUGGAGAUGCUCCCCCUUGUAACUGACAAGCAGGAUAAAGCCUAAGCUUAAGUCCCAUCUAUUACAGCGGAUGAUGACGUUACAUGAAUCAAGAUUAUAACCCAAAAUUUAAGAUGGUUGGGCAUCUCCCACCUUAUGCCUUCUGCUGUCCAAGACCAACUAAGGUUUCUUACAUUGCUUUUUAAAUGAUAUGAGAAUUGUCAUGUCGUUUUAAUACCUUUUUUCCAUAUUUAAAUUAAAAUGUUAGAUUGGUUGACGUUUCGUUGCAAGUCACAACCUCAUAUUCAUAUUGGAAUUUCAUUGAAGUGCUA